Messenger RNA from Peniophora sp. CBMAI 1063, 1122 nucleotides. The record is from the annotation of a GenBank genome assembly. Lineage: Eukaryota; Fungi; Basidiomycota; Agaricomycetes; Russulales; Peniophoraceae.
AUGUCUGCUCAAACGUCACACGCGAUCUUGGACAUUCCAAAGGCUAUGAUUCUUCUCGCUCAUGGCAAGAAAUCCGACGCGUUCCGCCAUAGGAUGCUCGCUGAGGUUGAUAUGGCGUGUGCCAUGGGCGUGCGCGUCAGUCGUGCCGCGGACGAGAUUCACUCCUUCUGUAACGUCCAAGCUCAGGCGUUUUAUUAUAAUGAUGACUCUCGGCGCACACAACUAUUGAAAGAACUGAACCCUCUCAAGAGGGUUACUGCUUCUUUGCUCAACGACGUGGCAGUGUACACAUCGGCCGUCUUCGAUCACGCUGGCGGCAACUUCUCUCUCGAAACGCCCGCCGCGCUGUUAUUUGGGACUCCUAGGUACCGCGACGUCAAGAAGUUUCUACCGAAGCCCUUAGUGACGCCUGACGACGAAGCCGUUCUUCGCCGCGAGAGGCUAGAGGCACAGACCAAGGCCGCCGCUCAAGGAACAUCCAGCAAAGGGGCGUCUGGCUCAAAGAAGCGGCCUGCACCCGACUCAGCCGAAGAUCAAGAGCCCACCAAGCGUCAGCGAAAGGAUGCGCCGACAUCACGUUGUUUGCGCCGCAGUGCACGCAAGCUGGUGACGGGCGCCGCUCCAGUGAAAGCCGAGCUGACAGAGAUGGCUGUCGAUCCGACGCCUACUCUCAUUGCCCACUUCAACGAGCUCGGGGCCGCGCGCGGAGAUGACUGGGAGACGCUCCUGCGAUGGCAUAACUUGCCCCUUCCGGCUCAGCUGAAUGCUUUCACAUUCGCCGCCACUCUCGUCAAGGCAUUCGCGGACAUGAAGGCGGCGCGUCAAGAUGACAUCGAACGCUCGCUCGCUCGGACACAAGAGCUUGAGAGCGCGCUGGCGGUCGAGCGCGACGACAAGACUGCGGCCCAACGAAAGGCAGUCGAGAUGGAGGCGCGAGCCGUUGAGUCGGAGAAGCGCGCGACAGAGUCCCAGAAGGACUACGAACGAGAGCGUAGCCGCCGUCAAGACGAGGAGGGCGACAUGGAGUGGGUCGCCGAGCAGAUUGCGCCUCUCUCUCGAUUCUUGUUCAAGUGGCCACCCGCAAAGGAAGGGCCGGUCUCUGCCAGUUCUUCCCGUCGUUGA